AUGGUAGAUGGUGUGGAGGGUGAUUCCAUCACACUAUCCUGCAGCUACACUGGCUCUGUAAACAAUCUACAGUGGCAUCAUCAGUAUCCUAGAUGUAAACCAGAGUUUACAUAUCUGGAUAUGUCCCUUCUUGCAUGUCAGCUCAGGUUCAUACCAACAGUGUGGAUCUGGAGUGAUCCUCUGCUGAAGAGUCUGCUCGUCCUUGCUCGACUUCUUUCAUUCAACUUUUUCUCCCCGGAUGGUUUAUCUGGACAUGGUUCUACAGGACCUCCACCAGCCAAAAAAGCUAAGUAGUAACAGUAACUUUAUGCCCUCUAAUUGCAGUCGCUGUACUCAUAAAAUGCAGGAGAACAAUCGUCUUAUGGGGAGGAUAACCGAGUUGCAAUCCCAGCUUCAGACGCAAUCAUUAGGCAAGGGCAGUUUAAGUGUAGGAAAGGAUGAAACAGCAUCUGUGCCACCAGUAAGUUCAGAUAGUAGUAUUAAUCCCCCUGCACAGUCCCAACAAUUUUCGCUGGUUGAAAACUGUUUUCUGCUCCUCCCAAAACAUGGAAUUUGUAGAUAAUUGGCCCUCUUUCUGGGACUCACCCACAAACAGGACCAAGCCUUGCCUGCUGGAGGGGUACUUUCAUUUGAUCUAUCAACAUAGACAGGGCACCAACUCCUCUAGCUCCACAAUGAGAUAGGGUGCAUGCCAGGCAGCAGGCUGUUAGCCAGCCUGCCAGCAUAGUGGUGUCUGUCGCUAGCACAGUUAGUGUAGCCAGCUUAGUUUACCACAUUCAGACCGUGGCUGUGCCUCAAUCUAGAUCGGGAAAAUCUAAACAUAGCGGUGUUCGCCUUAGCAAUCUCAAUGGAAUAAAGACCUCCUUCAUCCCUGUCAUGUUUGAAAGAGACUGUGAUAAUACCUAGGACUACUUAAUGUUAGAUCCCUCACUUCCAAGGCAGUCAUAGUCAAUUAACUAAACAUCGCUUAAGCCUGAUGAAUUUACUGAGUUAAUGAGGCCUCUCCUCCUGGUUACACUAGUGACCAUAUCCCCCACACAUCUCGCAAAGGCAUUUUUGAAAGCAAAUUUCAAUUUAUAUAAAUAAAAUACCUGCUUUUUCAUCUUUGAGGUGCUAGUCAUGAAAUCUAUUCAGCCUACCCAAGCACUUUUUUAUAGCUACUGUUUACAGGCCUCCUGGGCCGUAUACAGCAUUCCUCACUGAGUUCCCUGAAUUCCUAUCGGACCUUGUAGUCAUGGCAGAUAAUAUUCACAUUUUUGGUGACUUCAAUAUUCACAUGUAGAAGUCCACAGACCCACUCCAAAAGGCUUUCGGAGCCAUCAUCGACUCAGUGGAUUUUAUCCAACAUGUCUCGGAACCUAUGCAUUGCCACAAUCAUACCCUGGAUCUAGUUUUGUCCCAUGGAAUAGAUAUUGUAGCUCUAAAUGUUUUUCCUCAUAAUUCUGGACUAUCCGACCACCAUCUUAUUACGUUUGCAAUCGCAACAAAUAAUUUGCUUAGACCCCAACCAAGGAUUAUCAAAAGCCGCGUAUUAAAUUAUCUGACAACCCAAAGAUUCCUUGAUGCCCUUCCAGACUCCCUCCACCUACCCAAGGUCGUCGGAGUAUAAAAAUCAGUUAACCACCUAACCAUGGAUCUAAACUAACCUUGCAUAAUACCGCUAAAAACAACAACACAAAAUUUCACAAGAAACUAGCUCCCUGGUGCACAGAAAAUACCUGAUCCCUGAAGCAAACUUCCAGAAAAUUGGAAAAAUGUUGGUACUCAUCCCUAGUCCACCUGGUCGUGCUGCUGACACAGUUUCUGCUGUUCUGCCUGCGGCUAUGGAACCCUGACCUGUUCAGAGCCUGGUUCUUCUCUAGAUUACUUCCUAGGUUCCUGCAUUUCUAGGGAGUUUUUCCUAGCAACUGUGCCUCUACUUCUGCAAUACUCGCUCUCUGGGCUUAUAGGCUCGGUUUCUGUAUGAGCACUUUGUGACAACUGUUGUUGUAAAAAGGGCUAUAUAAAUAAAUGUGAUUGAUUGAUUGAUUGAUUUAUACUAAUGUGCCCUGGAGUCCACUGUGACAGGAAACACAACUUCGUCAUACAAAAAGAAGCCAGACUGACACACAUGUAGGAAUGAACUUUAUCCUUAUCAAGAGUGAUAAAAUAUUACACAAUUCUUAUUAUAAGGUUUAUUUGCAGAUUGUACAUAUGGUAUAGCAUGGCAUAAUACUGUAGAUCUAUUAAAAAAUAAAUAACAAUAAUAACAACAAAAAACAAACAAACAAAUAAACAAUAUCAUUCCCUAGACAUUCCCAGAUAGAAAUGAAGUCUAAAAUUAUCUGAGGAGGAGGCCAAUAGGAACUGAAAACCCUUUACCAAAAAUCACAGAAGAAGAAUUACAUAUCCGGUUAUCAGAGGAGGGGCCUCAUAGUCAAACACUGGUAUAGGCUAGGUAUACCUGCAACCAUGAGGAUGUCUCUGUAGAGGAUCUACUCAGCUCUCUCACUGUCUUAUCUCUCAGUUGGUUUAUCUAGUCUGUGUCAGGAUGUCCCUCAUAUUACUGUUGCUCCUCUCUGUGUUUGUAGGUGAGUGCUGAAUUCUCAUCUUCAACCAAAUAACAUUUUGAAAACUAAAUGGUAGUAAUACUUAAAAGUUUAUAUAACAUGUCUUUUACGUGAUAGGGGUAUCUAAUCCAGAUAUUUUCCAUUGACCAUUCAACUUAAUUAGGAAUUAACAUUAACACAAUGACAAUACUCAUGUUGUUGCAGGUGAUAGUAUGGAGCAGGAAACAAUAAUUCCAGUGAAGCCUGAAGUCAAUGCUCUCCAAGGAACAGACAUCACUCUCUCCUGCAACUACAAGGGCAACGUUAACAAUCUCCAACGGUACUGUCAAUACCCCGGAUCUAGACCAGAAUGUCUUCUUUUGAUCCUACAGAGCAACAUGUACAGUUGAAGUCGGACGUUUACAUACACCUUAGCCAAAUACAUAUAAACUCAGUUUUUCACAAUUCCUGACAUUUAAUCCUAGUAAAAAUUCCCUGUCUUAGGUCAGUUAGGAUCACCACUUUAUUUUAAGAAUGUGAAAUGUAUUUAUUUCUUUCAUCACAUUCCUAGUGGGUCAGAAGUUUACAUACACUCAAUUAGUAUUUGGUAGCAUUGCCUUUAAAUUGUUUAACUUGGGUCAAACGUUUCGGGUAGCCUUCCACAAGCUUCGCACAAUAAGUUGGGUGAAUUUUGGCCCAUUCCUCCUGACAGAGCUGGUGUAACUGAGUCAGGUUUGUAGGCCUCCUUGCUCGCACACGAUGUUUCAGUUCUGCCCACACAUUUUCUAUAGGAUUGAGGUCAGGGCUUUGUGAUGGCCACUCCAAUACCUUGACUUUGUUGUACUUAAGCCAUUUUGCCACAACUUUGGAAGUAUGCUUGGGGUCAUUGUCUAUUUGGAAGACCAAUUUGCGACCAAGCUUUAACUUCACGACUGAUGUCUUGAGAUGUUGCUUCAAUAUAUCCACAUAAUUUUCCUUCCUCAUGAUACCAUCUUUUUUGUGAAGUGCACCAGUCCCUCCUGCAGCAAAGCACCCCCACAGCAUGAUGCUGCCACUCCCGUGCUUCACGGUUGGGAUGGUGUUCUUCGGCAUGCAAGCGUGCCCCCUUUUAUCUCCAAACAUAACGAUGGUCAUCAGACCAGAGGACAUUUCUCCAAAAAGUACGUUCUUUGUGCAGUUGCAAACCGUAGUCUGGCUUUAUUAUGGCGGUUUUGGAGCAGUGGCUUCUUCCUUGCUGAGCGACCUUUCAGGUUAUGACGAUAUAGGACUCGUUUUACUGUGGAUACUUUUGUACCUGUUUCCUCCAGCAUCUUCACAAGGUCCUUUGCUGUUGUUCUGGGAUUGAUUUGCACUUUUCGCACCAAAUAACGUUCCUCUCUAGGAGACAGAACGCGUCUCCUUCAUGAGCGGUUUGACGGCUGCGUGGGCCCAUGGUGUUUAAACUUGCGUACUAUUGUUUGUACAGAUGAACGUGGUACCUUCAGGCAUUUGAGAAUUGCUCCCAAGGUUGAACCAGACUUGUGGAAGUCUACAAUUUUUUUCUGAGGUCUUGGCUGAUUUCUUCAGAUUUUCCCAUGAUUUCAAGCAAAGAGGCACUGAGUUUGAAGGUAGACCUUGAAAUACAUCCACAGGUACACCUCCAAUUGACUCAAAUGAUGUCAAUUAGCCUAUCAGAAGCUUCUAUAGCCAUGCCAUCAUUUUCUGGAAUUUCCCAAGCUGUUUAAAGGCACAAUGAACUUAGUGUAUGUAAACUUCUGACCCACUGGAAUUGUGAUACAGUGAAUUAUAUUUGAAAUCAUCUGUCUGUAAACAAUUGUUGGAAAAAUUGCUUGUGUCAUGCACAAAGUAGAUGUCCUAACCGACUUGCCAAAACUAUAGUUUGUUAACAAGAAAUUUGUGGAGUGGUUGAAAAAUGAGUUUUAAUGACUCCAACCUAAGUGUAUGUAAACUUCCGACUUCAACUGUAUGUACAGAAUAUAUCCAUUGUAACUCCACGACACACUGGUAGACUGAAUGAAGAGAAGACCUGUGUUGUUUCAGGAACAAUUAAAUGUAUGUGUUUUAAACCAUUCUCUAUGCAGGUGUCAGUUGUGAGGACCUCACUCCACUCAAGAAAGAAGAGUAUUGUUUAGAGGGAACCCCUGUUACCCUGUCUUACAACUACUCGAGAACAGCUACUGGUGGAGGUGAAUUCUAUUGGUAUCACCAAGACACAGCACAAAGGCCAACGUUCCUCCUGUACAUCUCAUGUUCAGAGUUUAUAAAGAAAGUAGAUCUUCUGAAAACUCGAAUAUCUGUCAAACUGAAUAAAGAGAAAAAACAUUUGGAUCUGGAGAUCUCCUCUGCUGAAGUGACAGACUCUGCUCUGUACUACUGUGCUGUGAUAACCACGGUGACAGGAAAAUUCCUUCAAUUUGAUGUGUAUUCAUAUUCUGCUACAGUCAAGCCUCUUAACCACAUCAUAUACAUACAAUAUGCAUGGUUUAUAUAACAUCAUUGCUCUCAACAUUUAAAUGCGGUCAGCAAAGUGUAAGUCGACUAUAAAGGGUUUUCUUUAUAUUUACCCACAUACAGACGUUUCUGCAACUCCUGGCUGAUCUUCAGGUGAGGUACCUUCUUAUCUUACAUGUGCUACCCACUACACCUUCUGAAGGAUGGAUAAUCAGGCCCAAGUGAGCCACGUGGCUCGUCCACCUCUUCUCACUCUUCAGCCACAACCACUGAGAUGUUCUCUCUGCCUCCUGAUCAGUUAUAUGAUAGAUCUUAUUUGUCUGUGAUCCUCCUGUUAUAAAGUAUUUGACUGCCCUCCACAGUUAUGAAGUCCAGUGACAAGGUUUUUCUAUGUAUAAUAAUGAUACAAUAGUUCCAUCUAGUGUUCAACAUUCUGCCCAACAAGGUGAAACCUUGACAUUGCUUGUAUUUUCAAUGGUAAGUUACUAGUGAGAGUCAAUAAGUGUCAGUGGAGUCUCAUCAGUUUGCUUCUAUCCUUUAAGCUAGAAAUAUCUGUUUUUUUGCAAGGGCUGCUUCUCAAUCCACCGCAUCAGCCUAUGGCAGUCUUCCGCAACUGCGCUGGAAGGUGGCCGACCUACAGUAGUGUUUGUCGAACCAUGAGACAUCCUGAAAAUCGUCUUCUCUCAAAAACGUCUGUAGCGUCUGAAUGGUUUGGCCUAGAAAACUAAUUUGACCACUCUAUGGAAAGAUGAGACUCUCUCGAAUACGAUGGUGGUCUCUCGUCUGAAGUCGGUACCGUCGAUGUGCCAACUUCUGGUUGUAGCGUACGAAACGUUUGGGCUACAAACUAAUGUGACACCACAGUGGAGAAUUUAAGGGGUUAAAUAUGUGCACCCGAAAAAUAUAUAUAUAUUUCCUGAGCUUUCUUAUAUCUCCUAGAUAUAGAACAGACACUUAAAACCUUAUUCCGUAUGAUUUAUUUUUUGAAUGUCAUUUUUUGCCUUUUAUUAAUGUGUUAUUCAAUGCGUUUCUAUGGGAUUUGGUAGUAAGACCAAAUUCAAUAUUUUAUCAAAUCAUUUUGUUAUAUAUUUUUUAAUACGCAAAGGGGUCCUAAAAUACCAAAUCAAAUAGCUAAAUGAUCCAUCGGAUGACCAUUUUAAAACAAUUCAAUAUGUCAAUUUAUAAUCCCCCCCCCCAACCUCUUAGAAUGAAAUGAUGCAUGCAGCAUGCCAACACAGGUGUCGGUGUGGUAUAAUUUCUCAAAAUAAUUAGCAUAUCAAACUAAAUCCACCUGAGAAGGGCAGCAUUUCACAGGAAAUCCUUCUAGCCAUUCAAAUUAAUUGAAUAUACAAUAAGCUCCUCCCCUACUGCAGAGCCCCACAAUUUUGAGACUUCUCAGCUACAGUGUAUGGAACUUAAAGACUACAACAGUCUAUUCUUCCUCUAUACAUGAAUCAUAAUGGAAGAUUGGCUUAGGAAUACUUUACUUAUCCUGGCUGCAUGCUAUUUUGGUACAGUAUAGUGCUUCUCCUUUCUACAUUCUCAUUCUCUGAAUCUUAACCUAUUAAUUGCGAAAAAAAAAAAAAAAAAAGCUGGCUGUUGACCAGCAGAGUGGACAUGUUACUGCCCUUGAAGGAGGACUGGUAACACUCAGCUGUAACUACACUACCAGUAGUCCAUCUCCUGAUCUCUUCUGGUACAUCCAGUUAACUAGGGACUCUCCUCAGCAUGUCCUGAGAAGAGAUCAUUAUUCAGAAGGGAGCAAUAGUGAUGACUUACAUUUACAUUUUAGUCAUUUAGCAGACGCUCUUAUCCAGAGCAACUUACAGUUAGUGAGUGCAUACAUUUUUUGGGGGGCACCGGUGGAGCGGACUGCUCUGUCUCCGGAAUGGAGCCGCUUACCGGAGCUGGAUCAGGCGCCGAUGGAGCAGAUUGCUCUGGCUCCGGAGUAGAACCUCUGACCGAAGCUGGACUGGGCACUGGUGGAGCGGACUGCUCUGCCUCCGGAAUGGAGGCACUGACCGGAGCUGGAUCAGGCACCGGUGGAGCAGAUUGCUCUGGCUCCGGAGUGGAUCCGCUGACCGGAGCUGGACUGGGCACCGGUGGAGCGGAUUGCUCUGGCUCCGGAGUGGAGCAAACUUCUGGACCCAUAUCCAUCCCCAUCUCUGGAGCAGGACUAAACGCCGUGCCCAGCCUGGGCACCGAUGCAGAGGAAAAUUCCAGCCCUGUAAUAGGACUGGUUGCCGGCCCCAGACUGGGCACCGACCCGUUUAGGAGCUCCCUGCAGGGGACCGUCGCUGUAGGUCGGGUGAGUUGUGUGGUUGGAGGAGGUGUAGAAACGCCACCUCUCUCCGAUCGCUCCAAUGUACUCACCAUGCGCACCAUUGCGCUGCUGAGCGCCUGGAUCCUGCUCGCCUGCCAUUGGAUACGUUCCUCCCAAGAUUCGGACGGACCGACUGUACCUGCUGACUCCAUUUUAGGUGCGUGUUUCUGUCCUGGAAUGGGCCGUGCCGGACUGGGAACACGCACCACUGGCUUGGUGCGGGGAGCAGGCACUGGCCGUGCUGGACUGGGAACACGCGCCACUGGCUUGGUGCGAGGAGCAGGCACGGGCCGUGCCGGACUGGGAACAUGCACCACUGGCUUGGUGCGAGAAACAGGCACGGGGCGUACCGGGCUGGGAACUGGCAUUGAAUCUGUACGACUGUUCCAGUCCUUCUCUCUCCGCGCCCAAUCCUCCUCCAGUGAGGACUCCUCCGGGAGCCCCCACGAGUUAGGGAGCAGAAACUCAUCAUCGUCGUCAUCCUCCGACUCCCCAGUGUAAAACUGUUCCCAUUCCUGUUCCCAUGGUCGUAGGCAGUGGCGGCUCCUGAAAUUUUUUUCAGGAGGGGCAAUUUUUCUGAUGAUUUAGGUGACCUACACACAUUUUAAAAAAGAUAUGUCCAGCAACAACAUGAAGACAGGGGCAGCAUAUAAGUCAAUACCAGAAGCAUUUAUUGACUGAUCUGGGGAGAUGGAUUCCAGUUUCUGUGACAGAUUAUAAAUAAUCUCUGAUGCCUUUGUUAUAUUAGCUUUUGGUUGAAUGUACUGUCGUAGUAAAUAUAUAAUGUUAUAGCUUGGUCUGACUAAAAUCUUGUGCAUGACCCAUUUUGUGUUGGGCGUUUGUUUUCAAUCAAUGCUGUUCCUAUCCUAUAACAAUGGACAAAAGAGUCCUAUCUUGUCAGCCUUGUCAGCAGGUGGCCAAGGACAACACCCACGCCAUAGGUCUCUCAGUUCUUCCAACUCACGAGUUCUUGCUCUGAGGACACACACACACACACACACACAUCAUCACUGAUAACACACACACACACACACAUCAUCACUGUUAAACACACACAUCAUCACUGUUAAACACACACACACACACACACAAAAAUCCCCUCUCUUUAGGCUGAACAUUUGAAGACAGAGAACCCGACUCAGAGCCAAUGCAACAGUGGAGGGGACCUCGCCCAACUCAUCAGGACCAAUCAGAAGAUCAGAACUACUAGAUUCAACCUACAUCAUUUAUUGUAUAAAAUGUCAGCACACAAUGUUUUCGGGGCUCUCUUCAGAUAGCUCCCUAAGAGUUUGACGAACGAGUCUGUGCACGCGAUUCCAGAUAUCUUUACCUCUGAAUAAACUGCCUUUAUUAUACCAUAUCCACCCUGUCCAAAGUCUCUACUUGGUCUCAGUUCUCCAGUAAACUUGUGAUUAUCAACAGUACACAACGGUAACAAACAAUUGGGGGAACUCACGGGGCAGAUAGUAAGGUCGCAGUGACACAGAAAGCAGUUCAAUGUCGGGGCUCGGGGGUACAGAGUCGCUCUCUUACCAGGAUCGAUUUUCCCUGUGACUGUCAGAUCGAGGUCCGCUCCGACCAGGGUGAGGCCGGCCGGCUCCACUUCUCUGUCCGGGACUCUGUCAUCCAGCCAAGUCUCCCAGCUGUAUUGGAUUCCGCUGCCAGCAACGUUUUCAUUAUUUAGUCCGUUCAUAGCGGGUAUGUACACGAUCAACAAGAUCAGUCCAAAACCCACCACUGGAAAUCCAUGGUUGGCAGAAUGUUUGUAAACUAAGUGUACAAAUUAAAAACAUAAAAUAACGCCACUAAGUGUACAAAUUAAAAACAUAAAAUAACGCCACAUUGCAGGUCGCAACAGAGACGCUGCUAGCCGCUAUUUGCUUAGUUACGUUCAUGGUUACGUCACGUAUGACGAAAGCGCGUAAGUGCAAGCCCACAGACACCCAUAGAGAAUGUAUUGAAAGCUUUGAAAUUUGAAAAAAAUAGAUUUUACAUGACAGGCUAUGAGAGACUUCUGGGCAAUUUUCAACCUGACUGAAAUCGCCCAAAAACGGGCGGGGCCAUUUGAAGCACGACUUUAGCCUGAUUUGACAUUUAGUGGCAGUCAGAUCAGAUUACAACACUGAUAACUACUGUUGCCGUGAUAUAAUUGAUUAGAAAAAAAAUCCCUUCCUUUUCCCGUUUGGCAGUGCGUCGCCCAUAUCGCCCUAUUGAACAGGCCGUCCCUGGUCGUAGGGACUCCAACUGGAACCCCACCGGGUGCAGUGGUCGGGGCUCUUCUCUCUCAAUCCGCAGGUCUUGGAGGACCUCUAAAAUAGCGUCCUUCUCCUCUCUAGUCAGCCCUUUCCCGGCCUCCUGCUGCCUCGUCGUCCACCCUGUGAGCCCCCCCUCGACAUUUUCUUGGGGCUGCUUCUUGGGCUUCCUCUUCUGACGGCUUCGUUGAUGUCGCCGUUGAUCCUCUCUAACCCGGGCUUCCUCUGUCUGUUCCCAAGGACGGCGAUCCAUCCCAGCCUGGAUCUCCUCCCGUGUCCAAGAUCCCUUACCAUCCAGGAUCUCCUUCCAUGUCCAGGAUGUCUGCUCCUGGCCAUGCUGCUUGGUCCUCGUUUGGUGGGAUCUUCUGUCACGAUUGUUGAUAGACGGGUCAGACCAAGGUGCAGCGUGGUAUGCGAACAUGUUUAUUAAACUCAAUAAACAUAAAUAAAACAAGAAACAACGUAACGUGAAGUCAUCAGGCUAUACACAUACAAGCCUAAACACGGAACAAGAUCCCACAACUAAGGUAGGCAAACAGGCUACUAAAGUGUGAUCCCCAAUCAGAGACAACGAGCGACAGCUGCCUCUGAUUGGGAAUCACACCCGGCCAAACCUAGAAGUACACAUCUAGAAUCUAAACAGAAAUAAUAACAUAGAUCCUCACGCCCUGACCAAACCAACUAAAGACAACCGGCCUCUCAAGGCCAGGGCGUGACACUCCUCCACAAAAUUCACACUGCUUGGUGGUGUAGUAUGACAGUCAACCUGAAGGGGGCAACCUAACAAAGCACACAUCCCUGUAUCAGAGGACGACAUACAGACAGACACUUCCCCAUGGUCUACUACUGCAUGUAAUACAGAACAACAUGAAGCAUCAACAGUAGGACAGAGGGUGUCAAAGCUCUGUGAUAGAUAGAUCAGCAUUGUUCUGCUCCUUGUCCAUAGAAACAUACACUACCAAUGAAAAGUUGGAUCAAAGCACAAUAUGUAUUUCAAUAUACUUUAUGUACAGUAGUAGACCUGAAUUAGAUACUAUGUAGACUACACAAGUGUUUGUACCUGAAUUAUAAUAGAAUAUGUGUACGCUUUCACAAAAAAAAAGUCUGAUAAAUAAAUCAUACUCACUUCGUAAAACAUUUAAGUCAUUGUCAAUUCCUUCAGGCUGAUUUCCAUAUCAUGUGAGCUAGAUGUGUAGGCUUUACAUUUUGUCUACUGUACUGCAAAUAGUGCUAAUAUAAUACUGACGAGGUAAUAUUGACCCAUACAUUUCUUUACAAUCUUUCCUCUCUCUGAACAGGCUCCUCCUUCAUGUCUAUCAGUUGAUGGUGAUAUACAGGCUGAGAUGGACAUGGAAGAGAGAGAGAGGAUCUCUACCUCUUACUGUAACUCACAGUCACUCUCAGUGUGUUCUGCAGAACCAUGGUACUCUGUCUGAUCAUCUGGCUGGUUCUUGCUGUACUGUGCUUCGGUAUGAUGGAACUUUUUAUCUCGUUGGUUUAUCUAAUCUUUAACUAAUUUUAACUUAGUUUUUAUAAUUUCUAUAAUCUUUCAAAAUAUCACUCAGUCUUUCUUUUUCCCCCAGAGUGCACAGGAGACCAUGUUCAACAGCAACCAGGAGGUGUGAUUGCUACAGAAGGAGGACUGGUAACACUGAGUUGUCAAUAUAACACCAGUGCUAAUAAUGCAUAUCUAUAUUGGUACAAACAAGAAGCAAAUGAUUUCCCUAAACAUAUGCUGAGCCGUUAUUCUUUUGGAUCUGGAGAAAAUGCUACAGGGUUCAAGGAGAGGUUUGAUGCAAGUCUAAAUGCCAAGACACAAUCAGUCCCCUUGAUGAUCUGGAGGGUGCAGCUAUCUGACUCUGCUGUGUACUAUUGUGCUCUGAAGCCCACAGUGACAGGAAACGUGGGCACGCUGUACUAAAACUUGAAGAAAAAAAACUGACAUCUCCUAGACAUCCCUCAUUUUGAAUUUCAUCAUUACCUCUAUAGACAAACAUACAUACACAGAAAAUGAACCAUGAAAGAUUUUCAAUAAACAAUAAAAAAAUUAAAAGAUUAAAAUGUUGAAUGGAAAAGUGACAGAAACUCAUUACGUCUAUCUGAUUGUGUAGCUGAUUUAUACUUCAGAUUUUAGUUUUAAAUAGGAAAACAAAAUAAACUGUGAAUGAAUGAACACCUCAUGUUAAAUAAAUGAAUAUCUUGCAUUUCUUGUAUCAAACAAUGUUUUCCCCUAUGACAUCACUGUAGUCAGUUCAGGUCAGGUCCUUCUGCCAACUCUGUUGCAAUAAAAUCAAGAAAAUAAAUGGGUAUAAAUAACACAGUUUUGUCCAAUAUCCAAUAGAGGGAGACUAAGGUAAUCAUAUUUCAGUGCAGCCCUGCAUUUUGAGUCUGCUGUUACUUCUGCUCAUCUGAAAACUCUCUGUAUUUUGGGGUGGGGCUUCAAAGGUUUGAGAAGAGACAGUCCAUUCAAAACUAGAAGGAGGAGGAUGUUUUUUUAGAAUAAACAAAUCUUGCUGUGCUGUGUGUUAUCAUUUUAACUUCCAGUUUCAGCCACAAUGUCAAUCCCCACAUUUAUUUUGCUUUUAGUACAUGCGUGUAAGUCAUCUACUAUGAUCAGUACAUAUUUUAUGGUUUUAUGUUGAAUCUAAACUAAGUGUUGAUGCGUUGAAAAUAUAUCUAUAACAGAGUAAUAAUAGAAGAAUAACAUAUUGUGCAUCUCUUGCAGGUGACAGUAAUGGUCAGACCAUUGAGCCAACCAGAGAGGAGGAGUAUGCCCCAGCAGGUAGCAAUAUUACACUUUCAUGGACCUACUCAUCUGCAGUCUCUCUUCAAUGGUAUCUCCAGGACCCUGGAUCUGCUCCUCAGUAUAUCCUGCUUAUCCUGCAUGGUGUUGGGUCUUCAUCACGGGCUCCAGGUCUGGAUCCUCGACUGUCAGUCAAACUAAAUGAUGAGAAGAACUGUGUGGAUCUGGAGACUCUGCUAUGUACUACUGUGGACUGACACACACAAUGAAAGGAAACCAACAAACGCUGUACAAACACCUAACCUGACACAUUCUAUAGUUACAUGACAUGACCGACAGGAGAUGUUACAUCUCAUGGUUUUUCUUUUUAACAGGAAACCUAGUGGGUGGGUUUAAAAACCUAUGUAAAGAGGAGGAGCAACAUUGUAUAUGCCUAUUUAUCAUUUCAAAGUCAUAGCAGUGUUUUGGCUAUGCUGUUUUCUAAAUAACUCAUUCAUGUCUGAUCUGUAACAUAGACCAUGAUGCUACUCUGUUAUAUUCUAUUGAUUUCAGCCCUUGUAGUUGAUACUUUAGAGGGUAGCAGAGUUAAGCUCUCCAGUAACUAUGCAGUAAAAGCACAUUUUCUGAUGUUUUACAGACAGUUCGUUGGAUCAGCACCCCAAUUCCUCCUCUACACUACAGUCACCUCAAAACCAUCUGUAUUUAGAGCUCAACCUGAAGACUGUAAGGGUUGGUGUGAGGUGUGACCCAGGUGCGGUGCAGGAUAGACAGUAGGCAGUAGGCAGAGAUGGUGAAACAAGGAUCUUUCCUGGUGGUCCAGAAGCCUGUAUACAAAAUAACGGGCUUAUCACGAUAAAAGAAAGGUGGAGCAAAUAAGUCUCCAAAAACAGGCUGACAGCCAAAAUAAGAAAUACUAACUAUGAUUGAAACAACUAAAGAAACAGUGAGAACACUUCUCUAGUACCUGUACAUACGUCUUCGAUCAUACACGGAUUAGUACUGCUGGGCAUCGAAAAACUAACAGAGAAAACUGAGCAAGGGAACACAGGGAAGUGAGGGCAUAAAUACACAGGGGACACCAAUAGGAUCCUGAUUAGUCCAGACUGUGUGUGAGGAGGUGCCUUAGGUUGUCGGAGGAGGACACCUAAUGGAUCGCUCCGGAACUGCGACCCCCUACUGUAACAACUCAUCCCAAACCAUCUCAAUUGGGUUGAGGUCAGGUGAUUGUGGAGGCCAGGUCAUCUGAUGUAGCACUCCAUCACUCUCCUUCUUGGUGAAAUAGCCCUUCCACAGCCUGGAGGUGUGUUGGGUCAUUGUCCUGUUGAAAAACAAAUGAUAGUCCCACUAAGCCCAAACCAGAUGGGAUGGUGUAUCACUGCAGAAUGCUGUGGUAGCCAUGCUGGUUAAGUUUGCCUUGAAUUCUAAAUAAAUCACUGACAGUUUCACCAACAAUGCACCCCCACACCAUCAAACCUCCUCCUCCAUGCUUCACGGUGGGAACCACACAUGCGGAGAUCAUCUGUUCACCUACUCUGCAUCUCACAAAGACACGGCGGUUGGAACCAAAAAUCUCAAAUUUGGACUCCAGACCAAAGGACAGAUUUCAAGCGGUCUAAUGUCCAUUGCUCGUGUUUCUUUGCCCAAGCAAGUCUCUUCUUCUUAUUGGUGCCCUUUAGUAGUGGUUUCUUUGCAGCAAAUCGACCAUGAAGGCCUGAUUCAUGCAGUCUCCUCUGAACAGUUGAUGUUGAGAUGUGUCUGUUACUUGAACUCUGUGAAGCAUUUAUUUGGGCUGCUAUCUGAGGUGCAGUUAACUCUAAUGAACUUAUCCUCUGCAGCAGAGGUAACUCUGGGUCUUCCUUUCCUGUGGCGGUCCUCAUGAGUGCCAGUUUCAUCAUAGCGCUUGAUGGUUUUUGCGACUGCACUUGAAGAAACUUUCAAAGUUCUUGACAUUUUCCGUAUUGAUUGACCUUCACAUCUUAAAGUAUUGAUGGAACGUCGUUUCUCUUUGCUUAUUUGAGCUGUUCUUGCCAUAAUAUGGACUUUGUCUUUUACCAAAUAGGGCUAUCUUCUGUAUACCACCCCUACCUUGUCACAACACAACUGAUUGGCUCAAAUGCAUUAAGAAGGAAAGAAAUUCCACAAAUUAACUUUUAAGAAGGCACACCUGUUAAUUGAAAUGCAUUCCAGGUGACUACCUGUCAUCAAGGCAAAGGGUGGCUCUGAAGACUUCCACUGCUGAAGAGACAGACUCUGCUAUGUACUGCUGUAACAUAAACACCACAGUGACAGGAAACUCAGAAACCUGUCAAGAACCAUGGGGGGAAACAGACAUCCUGGUAUGAUAUACAUAAGUAACAUAAGGGGAGGGACUUAUGGUAAAUGAGGGGCUGAACAGCAGUAUAGAAACAUAAAAACUGGAUGAAACUUUCAGAGACUGCUUAGAUCUUUCUGUCAGUUUGUCUCUGUUCAUCUAAUAUGGUGUUGUUUUAUUCAGUCUUGUUCCUGACCAUAUUUAUUGGUAAGCAAUACAAUACAAUACACUACAUUUCAAUUCAAUUCAAUUCAAUUCAAUAAAAUGCAUUGCCGUAAUUGUACAUUGAAAUAAUUUCAAUUUCAAAUACAUUGUCAUUAACAAGUAAAUGUAUGUGUAAUAAAACAAUUAUCUAUGCAGGUGUCAGUUAUGAGGACCUCACUCCACUCAAGAAAGAAGAGUAUUGUUUAGAGGGAACCCCUGUUACCCUGUCUUACAACUACUCCAGAACAGCUACUGGUGGAGAUGAAUUAUAUUGGUAUCAUCAAGACACAGCACAAAGGCCAAAGUUCCUCCUGUACAUCUCAGGUUCAGGGUUUGUAAAGAAAGCAGAUCCUCUGAACACUCAAAUAUCUGCAAAAUUGAAUGAAGAGAAAAACCGUUUGGAUCUGGAGAUCUCCUCUGCUGAAGUGUCAGACUCUGCUCUGUACUACUGUGCUGUGAGGCCCACAGUGAAAGGAAACCUAAACACACUGUACAAAAACCUCAGCAGGGUCCAUAUCAGCAGGAAUUUAUUCGGUUUCUGUUUAAACUUGUGUCUAACCCUUACUUUUUAGACAUCAAAUCACUAAUAAAUGCUAUUAAUGUCUCAUGUAAAUAAAGUUUAUGAUUUGAAAUGUUUCAGCUGUCCUUAAUUUGAUUUAUACAUCAAAUCAAAUCAAAAUGUAUUCGUCACAUGCGCCAAAUACAACAGGUGUAGACUUUACCGUGAAAUGCUUACUUAUAAGCCCUUAACCAGCAAUGCAGUUCAAGAAAAAAUAACACAAUAAAAUAACAAUAACGAGGCUAUAUACAGGGGAUACCGGUACCUAGUCAAUGUGCGGGCAAACCUUUUGAGGAUCUGGGGACCCAUGCCAAAUCUUUUCAGUAUCCAUAUUUUGAUGCAUAUUCAUAUUCUGCUACAGUCAGGCCUUUUAACCACAUCAUAUACAUACAAUAUGCAUACAUUAUGUAACAUCAUUGUUCUCAACAUGAACCUGCUCAGUGGUUUGGUCCUCUGGUGGUAAAUCCAUUUACUUAUUUUCUGUUGCCCACUACACCUUCUGAAGGAUGGGUUGAUCAGGCCCAAGUGAGCCAGGUGGCUCGUCCACUGCUUCUCACUAUUCAGCCACAACCACUGAGAUGUUCUCUCUGCCUCCUGAUCAGUUACAGUAUAUGACAGAUCUACUUUGUCUGUACUCCUCCUAUAGACUGCCCUCCACAGUUAUGAAGUCCAGUGACAAGGUUUUUCUAUGUCUAAUAAUGAUACAAUAGUUAUAUCUAGUGUUCAACAUUCUGCCCAAUAAGGUGAAACCUUGACAUUGCUUGUAUUUUCAAGAGUCAUUUAAAAGUGAGAGUCAAUAGCUGUCAGUGGAGACUCAUCAAUUAGCUGCUAUUCCUUUAAAUGAUGCAUGCAGCAGGUCAACACUUAACAGAUGUCUGUGUUGUAUAAUGUCCCCACCAAACAAAAUAUAUAUUCAUUAUGUUUUAACCCUUAGUCACAUCUUCUGUUCUGGGGAUGCCAUUGCCCAUCAUUUGCGUUAAUGUGCACUGCGAUGACAGGAAUGAUCUCACUUUUUGCACAUCAUUUCAACCCAAAAAAUCAAUGUGAUGACGCUGAAUAAAUGUGGAAAACUGAUUGGGUUUCCAAAAAGUCAUCAACGUAAGGGCAUUUCCUCUUUUUGUUUUUACCAAACUUUUAGAACCUAAAUCCAAUGACAUGGUGACAUUUCUUGUUGGUUUCAUGUUGAAUUCACGGUUAUUUCACAACUGUAGACAUUGAACUGAUGUCUGUGAGGUUAUGAACAUUGUUGCAUCCUGUGUCAAUCAUUGGUAUCAAUCAUAAAACCAAUCAUCAGUUGACGUGACUACUGUUUUAAAUAUAUCAUUUAGUAAAGAUAACUAUUUUUGACAUUGGGCAGCAUAGCCCAUGUUUAUAUUGGACUGGUUCAUAGGCUACUGUGGUAUGUGCCUUUCUUUCUGAUUUUGUUGCAAACCCUUACUAGACAUAUGAUUUGAUUUGAUUUGUCAGAUUUAGCCUGAACAGAAAAUAUAUUUCUCCAAGGCCCAUAACAACUGCCCAAUUAUAUAAUUUGUAAAUGAUUUGGAGAAGAGGAUAACAUUCUAUAAAAAAAAAAGAUCAUGGUUCUAAAUACAGAAAAUGUCAAAAGGAAUCCCUUUGGCAGUUCAACAAAUCAAUGAAAUAUACAAAAAGCUCCUCCCCUACUGCAGAGCCCCACAAUUAUGAGACUUUUCAGCUACAGUGGAUGGAACAUAAAGUCUAUAACAGUCUAUUCUUCCUCUAUACAUUAAUCAUAAUGGAACAUUGUCUUAGGAAUACUGUACUUAUCCUGGCUGCAUGCUAUUUUGGUACGUUAUAGUGCUUCUCCUUUCUACAUUAUCAUUCUCUGAACCUUAGCCUAUUAUGUACUAUAAAACCCCACAUUUAUUUUUUUCAUAUUGCAAAGGUGAAGAGGCUGUUGACCAGCAGAGUGGACAUGUUACUGCCCUUGAAGGAGGACUGGUAACACUCAGCUGUAACUACACUACUAGCAGUUGAUGGGUUCUGACUUCUAAACUUGAAAUAUUGUUAAUCAUCAGGUAUCCUAUGGAAGUGAGAAGGGCCACAGUCUGGUUUCUACACCAGAAGUUAAUGGUUAUCUGUAGGAGGAAUGUAUAUGGUGGGGUCAAUUAAGGUUGGAUAUGAGCCAGGGACUUGGAAUGUACUGAAUAAAGGAAAGGCAAUCACAUGGUUGAAGUCACUGAUAAGGGUGGAGAGCUGUGGAUUAGUGAGGAAUGGGGGCCGAGGUCAGGUCAUGUCACAUUAAGGGAGAAGGAACCGUUUAUUACCCACAUCACUUAACUUCCUGUCUAGCAAUAAAGAUGUAAUGUUUAGAGGGAAGGAGGAGUUCUCCUAAAUUGGAAUCUAUAUAUUUGUGUUGGUGGGAAAAUGUCAGUUCAGCUGUCUGACCCUUGGGUGAAUAAACUUGGUUUGAGCUUUUAUUAAGUUGUCCGUGAGUUUUUACUCUGGUUAUUUAAAACCUAACAUAUUUUACAUUUACAUUUUAGUCAUUUAGCUGACGCUCUUAUCCAGAGCGACUUACAGUUAGUGAGUGCAAAUAUUAUUUUUAUUUUUAUUUUUUCAUACUGGCCCCCCGUGGGAAUCGAACCCACAACCCUGGCGUUGCAAACGCCAUGCUCUACCAACUGAGCUACAUCCCUGCCGGCCAUUCCCUCCCCUACACUGGACGACGCUGGGCCAAUUGUGCGCCGCCCCAUGGGUCUCCCGGUCGCGGCCGGCUACGACAGAGCCUGGUCUCUUCUGGUACAUCCAGUUAACUAGGGAAACUCCUCAGUAUGUCCUGAGAAGAGAUCAUUAUUCAGAAGGGAGUGAUAGUGAUGUGUUCAAGAAGCGGUUUGAUUCCAGGAUGAAUUUCACAUCUAGCUCUGUCCCCUUGACGAUCCAGAGGUUGCAGGUGUCUGUCUCUGCUGUGCACUACUGUGCUCUGAUGCCCACUGUGACAACAAGAUAUACAGCCCCCUUACAAAACAUACUGAGCUACACAAUGACAAUACACCUGUCUGGACAGUUUACAAUACCACUUUGAAAUUGACACAGUAACCUUCUCACUACCUUCCUGAUACUACCAAGACUAGUGGUAGCAGAUGAUGAUAGUCAUAGUGAUGAUGAUGAUGAUGAUGAUGAUGAUGAUGAUGAUGAUGACUAUGCAGUAAGUAAUUUUUGAUGCCAAUAAAGCUCCUUCUUCCUCUUCAGCUCUAAAUAUAGAUCUAAGAGACAUUAAAAUGAUAUUUCAAUUAGAAAAUAGGUGACAAAACCAAUACUCAGUAUUGUGAACAGAGUAAUGUAAAAGCCAGCAUCAACCACAAGGGGGCCAAAGUACCAAGUGAGCGUUGCUUUCUCCUCUGAAAUGACUUGUCUAUUUGAACAUCCCCUCUGUGCUGUGCUGCAUGGUCUAGGCCUGUGCUGCUACAAAUACAGGAAACAAGAGAGCACAAACUUCAUACAAUCUAACAUUUGUUUUUGCUCUUGCUCUUGCUAUGGUAUCAGAAUACAGCCAACAGUAGCUGAUGUUUGCUCUUCAGUGUAAGAUUGCCAUGCAGAAAUGUCAAUUUCUCCUUGUGGCCUCAGGUAAAUGUCUAUGAAAUAUUGAGCACCUCACUUUUAUCAUUUUAGCAUUACUAGAAUAGAAAAUGAUGCUGUUACCAUUACAUGAUAUGUUACAGUGAGACAGAAUGUAAUGUACAGUAUUAUCAUUUUGAUUUUAUUGUUCUAUUUCUGUGUACAGUGGUAAUACUGCAUUUACUGCAUUAUCUUUACAGAACUGAUUACUGGGGAUCACAUUACUCCUGUAAAGUCCAGAGUAAUCUGUACAGAAGGAGAAUCUGUGACACUGAGUUGCUCAUAUGAUACAAGCAGUGAUAAUAUUCUGCUUUAUUGGUACCAGCAGUACCCUAAACAGGCUCCUCACUUUCUAUUGGUUAAGGUGCCACAUAAAGUGCCAGUUAAUAUUCCUCUGAUAGUUGAUAUAAAUCCACAAAGUAUAGCAUCUGAACUGGUCAUAAAACAUCUAACCCUGGCAAACACUGCUCUCUACUACUGUGCUUUUGGGAAAGCACGCACAUUGCUUCCAUUUUCUUUUUUCUUGUUUGAUCCUUCUAUCUUGGCGGAAACUGUUUCCAGACCACAAUUAUAUAUUAGAUAUGUUUUUAGGCUACCAGAGUGAUUGUGGUUAUACCUGUAAAUGUCCUCUCUCCUUUCAAGAGUGAUUAGUGUCAAGCUUUCCUGCAACUACACAGUAUCUGGCGGAGGCAGUGUAUUCAGAAUCUGCUGAGACAAUAGUUACUGCAGAACCACCGUAUUCUUGA
Coregonus sp. 'balchen' is the source of this 19693-nucleotide messenger RNA. Lineage: Eukaryota; Metazoa; Chordata; Actinopteri; Salmoniformes; Salmonidae. The record is from the annotation of a GenBank genome assembly.